Umbelopsis ramanniana AG is the source of this 3632-nucleotide messenger RNA. RefSeq lists its product as uncharacterized. The transcript is spliced from 5 exons. Gene Ontology annotation, molecular function: chitin synthase activity. The coding region runs from base 38 to 3262 and encodes 1074 amino acids. Gene Ontology annotation, cellular component: cell periphery; cell septum. NCBI's taxonomy places the organism in Eukaryota, Fungi, Mucoromycota, Umbelopsidomycetes, Umbelopsidales, Umbelopsidaceae. The record is from RefSeq and is a predicted model, not a curated record.
CUCUUGCUUUUCGACUUUCUUCUCUUGUUUCCAUCCAAUGUCAAAUCGACCACUCCCUCCUGGUGGCGAUGACAUGCAACCCUACCGUCAGCCUCGUCCGGUUCGGACCCAGCAACCUAGAACCAGUCGACCCCCUCCUGCCAAUUACAAUGGCACUCGAACGUCAGCUCAAAUGAUGGAGGCUGGAAACACACCAUAUCGUAGAGUCAGUUUGUCCAGAGCCAGGUCAUUGUCUCGACCAGAACGACAGAGACCAAGACCCGGUAUGCUUCGUGAUCAUACUCGAGGAGAGAUGGAUUAUCGACCACAAGCACCUCCCCCUGGUCGACCCCUCGGACCUGCAGAACAGCAGCGCCGAAUGCGAGAACAAAUGCAACAGAGAAAUGCAUUGCAGAGACAAUCCACUAUGCCCGGUACUGCUCCUGCGCAACCUCAAAGGAUACCACAAGGUCCGAUGCCACAGGGCCCGCCACCACCACCUCCUCCGCCGAAAGCAGUGAAGAAGAGCGACACUGUCGUUCGUGGUUGGUGGGGUUGGACUGCUCGUAUAGCAACGUGCUGUUUCCCAAAUUGGUUCAUAAAAAGCUGUCUGCGGAAGCCCAAUGCUCUCAUGCAGCAAGCAUGGCGAGAGAAGCUUACUUUGGUUUAUAUCAUUCUUCUUGCCUGCUUGGCCCUUGCUUUCCUUACCGUUGGUCUUCAACGUGUUCUUUGCCCAGUUGUUCGCUUGUCAUACCCUUAUUCACAAGUUGUCGAUGGUCAUCGUGACAAGGUCUAUCGGGAAAACGUCACCAUCUAUGGUUCCAUCUACCCCUUUUCGGUUGCUCAGUCCUUUUUUUCUUCAAAUGGUCUCAACUUAACCAAAGAUUACCAAAAUACCGAUUUAAGCGGAAUGUUUAAUGCGGACUCCACCGGAGCUUGUCAAAAGUAUGACGCUGGUCACACCCCAAAUUCUUUGGGUGCCUGUCGAGUAAAUGAUCCUUAUGGCGGAUGGAUUCAAAAGCCUGAUAAUAGCUGCUUGGCUUUGGCCGAUCUGCAAAAGAUUUACGCCUCUGCAGCUUCUCUCAGUUUUGAUUGGGAAGACUUGCAGCCUAAUGGAGUGGAUAAUCUGGCUCAAUCACCAUUAUUAAUUUACGGCGAUAGUGUCUUGAACAUCUCAAACUACCUCAGUGCCAACACUCAGUUCUUCGGCAGCGCUGGCGAUCUCAUCUUGAAAAAUGGAAGAGGAAAUGACGCCUCAUAUUCUCUUAUGAACAACCCCCAGACGAAAGACGCCAUCCCCUGUUUACUGGCUCGUUAUCAAGCUGGUGUCAUUUCUACUGAAAACGGUGGAUGUAUCGCAGCUAAUAUUAUCAUGAAUGUCAUGAUCGCUGUCAUUAUCGCCGUGGUUGUUAUUCGUUACCUCAUGGCUAUUAUCUUCCAAUGGUUUAUUGCUAGUAGUUUGGUCAAGCCUGGUGGUCGAUCUGGCUUUUUGUCUUGGCGUUCCAAAGCCGGUGGCAAUGACGAUCCUGCGAAUCAUGUUCGAGCACCUACCAAUAUCUACAACAGUGCCGCUAUGCAAUCCAGCUCGUCCGUUAACUCAUCCAGAGAUAACUCUCCCACUGCUUCGCCGUCUUUGUCCGCUGUUGAUUUAAAGCCCAAUGUCGAUAUUGUCACUACCAAAUUGUACACCAUUCUUCAAGUCACAUGUUAUUCUGAAGGCGAGGAGUCCAUGCGUACCACGAUGGACAGUUUGGCGAACACAACCUAUUCCAACAAACACAAGGUAUUCAUGGUCAUCGCCGAUGGAUUAAUCACUGGUUCUGGCGAAUCUCGCUCAACCCCUGAUAUUGUCAUUGAUAUGCUGGACCUCGACCCUACCAUGCCUGAACCCAAAGCCUGCUCUUACUUGGCUAUUGCUGAUGGUGAAAAACAACUGAAUAUGGCCAAGGUUUAUGCUGGUCACUACAAAGGUGUGGCAUGUUUGGUGAUUGUUAAAUGCGGUACACCUGCUGAAGCCAAGCUUCCCAAGCCUGGCAAUCGUGGCAAACGUGACUCUCAAAUGAUCCUCAUGGCUUUCUUCCAACGCGUGCUGUUCAAUGAUCGUCUGUCUGAGUUGGAUUAUGAGAUUUUCUGGAAAAUGACUUGGUUGACCAAAGGUGUCACCCCUGACAAAUUCGAAACUGUUCUUAUGGUGGAUGCUGAUACCAAGGUCCUUCCCGAUGCUUUGACCUAUAUGGUGGCUGCUAUGGUCAACGACAUCACUAUUAUGGGACUUUGUGGUGAAACUCGAAUUGCCAACAAGCGAACUUCAUGGGUCACCGCUAUUCAAGUCUUUGAAUAUUAUAUCUCUCAUCAUUACGCCAAAGCCUUCGAAUCCCUGUUUGGUGGUGUCACUUGCUUGCCAGGAUGUUUCUCCAUGUAUCGUAUCAAGGCUCCAAAGAAUGGCUCAUGGGUGCCUAUUCUUGCCAACCCGGAUAUUGUGUUAGAAUACAACGAGAAUGUCGUCACUACUUUGCAUGAGAAGAAUUUGUUGCUGCUAGGCGAGGAUCGUUUCUUGUCGACCCUUAUGCUUCGAACCUUCCCCAAGCGACAAAUGAUGUUUGUUCCUCAGGCUCGCUGCAAGACCAUUGUGCCGGAUACCUUUUCUGUCCUUUUAUCUCAACGUCGUCGCUGGAUUAACUCUACUGUGCACAAUUUGAUGGAACUUGUUCUUGUUUCUGAUCUCUGUGGUAUUGCAUGUCUUUCCAUGCAGUUCUCUGUCUUUAUCGAUUUGAUCGGUACAGUUGUCCUCCCAGCUGCCAUCGUUUUGACCGUCUAUGUGAUUAUCAGUGUUGCCUUGGCUGAAAACAGAAACUGGCAACCCAUUAUUCUGCUUUGCUGUAUCAUCGGUCUCCCUGCCGUGUUGAUUGUGUUAACCACUCGCAAAUUUAUCUAUAUUCUAUGGAUGAUUGUAUAUUUACUGGCUUUGCCUGUUUGGAAUUUGAUCCUUCCAGCUUAUUCUUUCUGGCGCUUUGACGAUUUCUCAUGGGGUGCCACUCGUGUGGUUGAAGGAGAGAAGAAGGACAAGGACGAAAUGCAAUCUUUUAACCAACCACAUAAUAGCCCUAGAAGAGGACCUACAGCUCGCCUUCCCCCACAUCAACAACCACCCACCAUGCUGAUAAGUCCCCAAACCUUGCAUCAACAACAACAACACUCUGAUGAUGGGGAUGAAUCUACUGACGGCUCAUCCAACUCGCACUUGACACAUGAACUCCUUUCACAUCAAGGUCGCCGCAUCUAAACAGCAUACAUCGUAACUUUGUUUGCUGAAUCUCGACAAUUCCAUUUAGUACCUCAUUUUUUUUUCUUCUUCUUUGUAUUUCACCACUGCUGCUGAAAUCGGUUCAUCUCCAUUAUCUCAUUUUCACACUGUAAACCUCGCCCUCGUUUCCCCCCAGCCAAACCUUGCUAAUCUCGAUUUGCUGCUGCUACUGCAUCCUUUGUAAUUUGUCCUUCAGCUUGUCAUCUUUCUCCCUAUACGUUGUAAUAUCAUCCUCGUUAUAUAUCUGAUUUUCUUUUUCCAUUUAUCAAAUAUACAGACUCUGCUGUUCACUGUGAGUGUUCUGCGAUGUAAGCUGUGCAAUUAUAAAAGCAAUUGAAUCUUUGAUAUA